Messenger RNA from Pisolithus orientalis, 716 nucleotides. RefSeq names its product glutathione S-transferase. Gene Ontology annotation, cellular component: nucleus; cytoplasm. The transcript has 3 exons. The coding region runs from base 154 to 624 and encodes 156 amino acids. Lineage: Eukaryota; Fungi; Basidiomycota; Agaricomycetes; Boletales; Pisolithaceae. The record is from RefSeq and is a predicted model, not a curated record. Gene Ontology annotation, biological process: translational elongation.
AUCCUGAGCGCCGCAGCUGUCUCAGGCCUCGAGAUUGAACUCCCGUCAUUUGAGUUCAGCGCCACGCACAAAUCACCUGAGUUCACCCAGAAAUUUCCUCUCGCUAAAAUCCCUGCCUUCGAAGAUGACGAAGGAUUCAAGCUGAUUGAGGGCAUGGCCAUCGCUCGUUACGUGAGCUCGCUCGCUCCCGAUGCUGGCCUCCUUGGUCGCAACGCAAAGGAAACCGCACAGGUAGACCAAUGGGUCCACUUUGCGGAGACAGAGAUCCAUCUCCCUGCAAGCAACAUAUACAUCGGUAUUGUCAUGAAGUUCCUCCCAGGAUUCAACGAAGAACAACAUAAAUACUACAAGGAACGUGCUGAACGUUCGCUCAAGUUCCUAGAAGAGUACUUGGCUUCACGUCCUUCCGGCUUGCUGGUGAACGAUAGUUUAACACUUGCAGAUAUCGUCCUCGCCACGGCUGUGCAGCGUGCAGGCCGGACGAUCUGUGGCAUUAAGGAGCGCGAACAGGUUUAUCCCCACGUAUAUGCUCAUUUUGCAAAAGUGACCAAUGACGAGAGGAUCAAGCAAGUGUUUGGAGAGCCUGGAUUCGUUGACGAGUCGGUUGCUUUCAAGGCCGAGUGAUUGGUAUUGUGCUGCAGAAAAGUUAACGCAGAUAAAGGGAGAUCUCAUGUAUUUUCAUUGCUAUGCAAACGGGCAUCAUUAUGGAGAUUGUA